AUGGCUGAAGAAGGGAGGGUUCAUCCGGACUGCAGGAAUGCGUCGAACCCAUAUCACGAAUGCAGUGAUUAUUGCUUCAAGAUUAUUGCUGAAGCGAAGAAAACGGUGGAUAAACAAGGCGCAGUAGGUGUGCUAGCUGUUGAUGAUAAUUUACGGUUGGAUAAAAUUACUGCCCCUGACCAAGUAAAAGCCGUGAAUGUUAUAAGUAAUGACGGCGAGGAUUGUUCUGGUAAGGAAAUUGGUAGUGAGGGUGAGGAUGACCCGGCCAAAAGUAUGCCCAAUCUUACGGGCAGGCAAAAGAAGUUGUUUGAGCUGAGAUUAAAGAUGAACGAGGCAAGGAAGGCCAAUCAGACUGCGAUGGUUGCCGAAAAGAAGAAGUCCGAAGCCCCAACAGAACCUAGAGGAAUUUCCAAGCAAAAAUGGCUUGAGGAAAGGAAGAAGAAAAUCGGGAGGCUUUUGGAUGCCAAUGGAUUAGAUAUGAGCAAGGCAUAUAUGCUGGAUACACAAGAGAUGGCCGAGUCGAAGUACAAGAAAUGGGAGAAAGAGCCUGCUCCUGCUGGUUGGGAUGUUUUCAAUCAAAGAACAUUAUAUAACGCAUAUAAGAAAAGAACAAAGAAUAUCAACGUAAACCUCGAGGAGUACAACAAAAUGAAAGAAGCAGAUCCAGAAUUCUACCGUGAGGCUUCAAGUCUUCAAUAUGGAAAAGCUCCAAAGAUAUCAGAGGAUAAGGUUGAUCUCAUGGUCAAAGAGCUCAAGGAUCGGGAGGAAAAGUCAAGGUCCUUUAGCCGAAGGAGAAAGUUCCGUGAAGAAAAGGAUAUCGACUCUAUCAACGACCGAAACGAACAUUUCAAUAAGAAGAUCGAGCGUGCUUUUGGCAAGUACACGCUCGAGAUCAAGAACAAUCUUGAGAGGGGAACUGCUCUGCCGGAUUAA
Striga hermonthica is the source of this 933-nucleotide messenger RNA. Lineage: Eukaryota; Viridiplantae; Streptophyta; Magnoliopsida; Lamiales; Orobanchaceae. The record is from the annotation of a GenBank genome assembly.